AUGUUUCUGAAAAUUGUGAAGAUGCAGUCGUUAGGAUUAGCAGUCUCAAAAGAGGAGCCUGAGGCUCAGCCUGAACAGCAGGAUGUCGCGUGCGGCCUCGAGAACUUGCCUGUGAGUUCUUGGCCCCCGGAGGUGGAGCCAGCGCCUUUCCAGUAUACUCCCGAUCAUGUCCUUGGACCUGGAGCAGACAUUGAUCCCACGGAAAUAACCUUUCCUGGAUGCACUUGUCUCCAAACUCCCUGCGUCCCUGGCACUUGCUCCUGUCUCCGUCAUGAGGAGAACUAUGACAGUCAUUCAUGCCUCAGAGACGUAGGUUCGGAAGGAAAGUAUGCCCAGCCAGUUUUUGAAUGCAAUGCCCUGUGCCAGUGCAGUGACCGCUGCAAAAACAGAGUGGUCCAACGGGGUCUGCAGUUCCACCUUCAGGUGUUCAAGACGGAUAAAAAAGGCUGGGGACUUCGUACCUUGGAAUUUAUACCAAAAGGAAGCUUUGUCUGUGAAUACGCUGGGGAGGUUCUAGGAUUCCGUGAAGUGCAGAGAAGAAUUCAGUCACAAACAGUACAUGAUUCCAAUUAUAUUAUAGCCAUCCGAGAGCACAUUCACAAUGGACAGGUAAUGGAAACAUUUGUGGAUCCUACCCAUAUAGGAAAUAUUGGAAGAUACCUUAACCAUUCUUGUGAGCCAAACCUAUGGAUGAUUCCUGUCCGAAUUCACUCCAUGGUACCUAAGUUAGCCCUUUUUGCAGCCAAAGACAUUUUGCCACAAGCAGAACUCUCUUACGACUAUUCAGGAAGAUUUCUUAAUCAGAUGGACAGUGACGAUGGAGAGAGGCUAGAGCACGGAAAACUGAGAAAACCGUGUUACUGUGGGGCCAGGUCUUGUGCUGCUUUCCUGCCAUAUGACAGCACACUGUACGGCCCCUUAAAUCCAAAUAUCAUUCAUUCAGGAGACACAGUUGCCCUCCCUCACUGCAUCAGAUGA
Chrysochloris asiatica (Cape golden mole) is the source of this 978-nucleotide messenger RNA. RefSeq names its product SET domain and mariner transposase fusion gene (gene SETMAR). The transcript has 2 exons. Gene Ontology annotation, molecular function: protein binding; zinc ion binding; histone H3K9 methyltransferase activity. The coding region runs from base 1 to 978 and encodes 325 amino acids. Lineage: Eukaryota; Metazoa; Chordata; Mammalia; Afrosoricida; Chrysochloridae. Gene Ontology annotation, cellular component: nucleus. The record is from RefSeq and is a predicted model, not a curated record.